Molecule: messenger RNA, 2172 nt
Organism: Peniophora sp. CBMAI 1063
Lineage: Eukaryota; Fungi; Basidiomycota; Agaricomycetes; Russulales; Peniophoraceae
Source: the annotation of a GenBank genome assembly
AUGUCACCACUGGCCCUUUUCCAACGAUACAAGACUCGCAAGCGCCAGCAGAAGUCGGGAGACACAAGCGCAAAUAGUGAAUCUACUGUUGUCGAUCCCGAACCCCCGAGCGACAUCAGUCUCUGGCUUACAGAAGAUCCCCUCGUCAAAACAGAACGCGGUCCAACUGAUAGUGGUACUGAGAUCGAUACGGCGAUGAAACGCUACGCGAAUACCGGCUGGGAAGGCUUGAAGUUGAUUCUGCGCGUGUUGAAGGAAUCGUCCGAUGGUUUGACCCCGUUGAAGGCAGCGGUAGGGGGCGCUGUAGCACUCAUAGACAUCUUUGAAAACACCAAGUCUGCCAGUGUACAGCUCGCGGAAACCGCUCAACGCGUCGACCGCUUGAUGCUCAUCCUUGCGAACCGUCUCGGCGAAGGCGAGCGGAUAGAGACGUCGAUCAUGAUCGGCCACUAUGAGAUAUUGCUCUCUGAGCUGCUGAAGGGUGUCAAAGACAAGUACCACCGAGGCUGGAUCAGACGCGUCAUUGAAAACGAUCAGGACCGGGAUACGCUGGCGAGUACUGCUAGUCGUAUCGCCGAUAUGAUGCAAGAACUACAGCUAAAGAUCGGCUUAUCAUUGGAGAAAGCGACCGGGCAGAUACUAGAUGAAGUGGUCUUCCAGCACCUGGAGAGGGCCGAGGCUGCCGCAUACUCGGCCGCCAUCUCGCCCAAUGGGGUUUCACGCCGAAGUUGUGCUGUAGGCACACGCGUUGAGAUCAUCGAUGAUAUCCUGGCUUGGGUGUUCGACGAGAGCGAAUCGACUGCACCAGUGUACUGGAUGUCGGGUCUUGCUGGCCAGGGCAAGACAACGAUCGCGUACACAAUCUGCGACCAACUGAAGAGCCGCGCCGAUGACGUGUCUGUCGUAUCGUUCUUUUGCUCCGCCCAACUUGACAGCACUUGGGAGAAGCUGCUCGUGUCAACGCUGGCGUUCGAACUUGCCGAGUCCUCCUCGUCAUAUGCUGCACAACUUCUCCUUGUGUUGCAGGCAGAGCGCAACCUCAGCCAUCAGAGGCUUGAGUACCAGAUGCGCAGAUUAUUCGUCGAGCCUUGGGCGGGCAGUGCACAUCGGCGUAAAGACCUGCGUCCUACUAUCAUCGUCGUCGACGCUGUGGACGAGAACGAGGCCGGGAUUGAGUUCAUCGACUUGCUUCUCUCGGCUUUGCACAAAGGUCAACUGCCGGGUCUUCGUAUCCUCAUCACAAGCCGUCCAUCGCCAGAACUCGUUACAUUGUUCGGGAGAGCGAACGAUGUCCGUCGCCUUAACCUGAAUGACUGCAACGCGCGAGCAACUCAUCAUGACAUUCUGACCUACCUGAAGACUGAACUUCCCGAACACGCCGAGCGUCGUGAGCUACAGGACGUAGCCGACGUCGCGGCGGGCCUUUUCAUCUACGCAGCAACUGCGCGGCGCAUCGUGAGACCGAAAGGCAUUCGAAGGACACUCGACGAGGAGGUAGUGAAGUUGCGGCAACUCAGCGCUCGCGCUUCGACUGUGACUUCGCCCGGUCUCCUCGACGAUCUGUACAACGGAAUCUUAGAGAGACUCUUCGCUGGGCUUGACCUUGAAGAGCAGGCUCAACGACAGCGUGUGAUCCUUACCGUGAUGUGCCACUCUCGCCCGCUUACUGUCCUGCGAUUGAGUGAGCUCGCGGAAGUGAAGGAGGACCUCAUACAGCUCGUCAUCGACGUGCUUCACCCAGUGCUAUACAUUGGCGAGCUGAACCUCGUCCUCUGGUAUCACACUUCGUUCCGGGACUACAUCCUCGUCACGCAUGAGAAUUUGCUCUGUCCAACGUGGACCCUCGUUUCACGCAAUUACUGGGUGAUUGCGCAAAGGGACACACCUCUGGCGAAGGAGGUCGAAUCGCUCACCACCCUCUUCUUCGGGCUGCACCCAUCAGACAUUACGGAGUCCAAUGUCUCGCAAAGGCUUGUAGAUGCUAUUGCCCUUCCGUUACAGCCUCGAAUGGGCCCGAACCUUGAGGGAUAUAUCGUUCCCAAUCCCCCAUCAGACUAUGCCCAUAGUAGCACAAGUCACAAGAAGGCUCGAGUCAAGUCUGCUGGCAGGCGACCCAAAUCUCUGCCCGCCAAGGGCAAGGCGCACCAGUCCAAUAACGUCGUUGUUGCUUGA